Drosophila grimshawi is the source of this 1388-nucleotide messenger RNA. RefSeq lists its product as uncharacterized. Gene Ontology annotation, molecular function: DNA binding. Gene Ontology annotation, cellular component: transcription regulator complex; nucleus. Lineage: Eukaryota; Metazoa; Arthropoda; Insecta; Diptera; Drosophilidae. Gene Ontology annotation, biological process: regulation of transcription by RNA polymerase II. The record is from RefSeq and is a predicted model, not a curated record. The coding region runs from base 274 to 1278 and encodes 334 amino acids. The transcript has a single exon.
UUUUUCUAUGUUCUGAAAUAAAUAUACGAACAGCUUUAUUUUUGCAAUACACAUAAUAAAAUCCUACUUAAAAACAGUAUAUCAUUCAUUUAUUGGGCAAGGAUAUAUUAAAUGUUGAGGUUGUCAGACUAUUUGCAAUAUGUCAGGGAUGCAUUACACAGUUUUAGGUAUUUAGCGAUUGUACACACUGGUCACACUGUAUAGAAAGCAAAACGAAAACAUAAACUUCGAUAAAGUUGAUCAAAAUUAAUGUACAAUAGUAAUUAACACAAAAUGAGCGCCCACCACCGGCCUCUUGACGAAUCGGAUGUUAUGCUAAUACGCACGAUUCGCUCAACGCCCUCACUAUACGAUCACAGGCAUGGCGACUUUCGUUUGUCGCAGCGCAAAGAGGAGGAUUGGGCUAAAGUCGCAGAUACUUUGAACAUUUCAUCGCCAGACGCGCGACGUCGCUGGACUUGUCUCCGGGAUCGUUAUUCUCGUGAGCUGAAACAGAUGCGCCUUCAUCCGGCCUCCGAAUUUGGACGUAAUGAGUUUUUUCGCCAAAUGGACUUUUUGCGGGAAUUUGUGCGCAAGCGACGCGAGCGAAGCCGUCGCGACGAUUGCGCCAACUGGCUAAAAACGGACGUGAGAACGCCGACGAAGGUGAAAGUACGCGCGGAGCCAGACGCGUUAAUCGAACAGGAUUUGGAUGAGUCGCAGGUGUAUGAUGAGUGCGAUCACAACUACGAUGCCGAUGCCAAGCUGGAGGUGCAGACAACGCAAUCGGAAAGCUAUUCAGUGCUGGUCGAAGCGGACGAUGGCGAUGGCCAUGAUUCCUAUGAAGAGUAUAUGGCCGAAACGGAAUCGAAUGAUCACAAAGUGUUGCCCUCGCUGCACUCAUCGCCGGCACUGGUCAGCGAGGUGCCAGAGACGACAGCGGCAGCUACAACGGUGUCCACAGUGGCUGCAUCGCCGUCUGAUGCUGACCAUUCUCAGACGGAAAUGGACUACAUGGUCUGCAUGCCGAGUGUGCGAGCGGAACGCGACCACAAGCCAGAGACGGCGUCGAACUUCGAAGCACUAGUUGCUCCACCGACAACAUCAGGCACAGCAGGAGCAAACGCCAGUUGCAGCGGAAGCGGCAUGAAUGAGACUGAAGAUGAUUUCUUCUGCAAAUCGGUGGCGGCCUAUUUGCGACAAUUGUCGCGUCGGCAUAAGAUUAAGGCUAAAGUGGAAAUGUAUCAGAUACUGGAGAAGUACAUAUUGCUGGAGGAGUCGGCGGAGGCGACCACAUAGAUUACACACAAACACACACAUAGCGAGACCUAUGUACAUAUAUAAAUGUAUAUAUAUAGUUUUUAAAUAGAUUUUUAUGGAGUACAAAUAUACAAGUGACAAAAAAUCAA